UACUUAUCCUCCCACUUGCACCCAGCCUAUAUAUAUGUUAUACAUCUACAGGAUAGUCAUACCACAAACUUCUCAAAAAACACAACACCAAGAAAGAAAAGCAAACUAUAGCCUCUCUUCUUCCCUUUUGUGAACCCGAUCAAAAGACUUUAAAAUUGUCAUCAUGGAUGCCAAGGGGGUUCUAUCAGCUGCACCGCAAGAACAGACAGCACCGUUGAAGUACGUCCAAGACCUAGCAAUCAAUGAAGAACUACCACAAAGAUAUAUCCAGAAAGAUGUUAAUGUUAAUGGAAAGCAAGUAACUGCAGAUGAUUCUUUAUCAGUUCCGACAAUUGAUGUUAGUCGUUUAACAGAUAGUGCAUCCAUCGAAGAGAAAGAAGAAGAGAUGGAGAAGCUAAAAUCUGCUUCGAUUUCAUGGGGAAUGUUUCAGGCAGUAGGGCAUGCUAUUCCGAAAAGUCUACUCGAUGAUAUCUAUAAUAUUUCCAAGCAGUUCUUUGAUCUUCCUUUAGAAGAGAAACAAAAGUACGCGUCAUCCAAAGUGGACGAGGUAUUUGACUUGCAGGGAUUUGGGAGCGAUUCCAUUAAAGAAACUAAUGCUGAUCAGAUUCUUGACUGGUCCGACUAUCUAAACCUCGUAAACGAACCAAUAGCAGACCGUAACCUCCAGUACUGGCCUGGUGAUGCUUCUCUAUUGAAUUUCAGGAGCACAUUGGAUGAAUACAGCGUUCAAACGAGAUCACUGUUUGAAAUCAUUAUAAAGUCCAUGGCCAAAUCACUAGGAUUAGAGGAGAAUGCCUUCUUCGACCAGCUGGGUGAUCCACAAAUAGUGUAUACAACGUUUAACUUCUAUCCUCCUUGUCCUAGACCAGAUCUUGUUUACGGCUUAAAAGCUCAUACAGACGGUGGAGCAAUAACUAUUCUUCUGCCAGACCCUGAAGUACGAGGUCUUCAAGUUCAGAAAAAUGAUCAAUGGGUUAGUGUUCCAUGUGUGCCUGGAGCUCUUCUUGUCAACAUUGGGGAUUCAUUGCAGGUAAUGAGUAAUGGAAUAUUCAAGAGCCCAUGGCACAGGGCAGUAACAAAUUCAGAACGGACCCGAAUUUCUUUGGGUAAUUUUUAUUUCCCACAUCACGAUAGAGAAAUCGAACCUGUCGCUUCGUUAAUUGACUACAGUAAUCCUAGAAAGUAUGACAAGGUAAAGAUGAAAGAUUUUCUUGCAGUUUACUACAAAAAUUAUUCGGAAGGAAAGCCUGGGUAUGACUGGAACAGCCUCUAAUUCUUCUACCACUUUUUAUGUUCAAUGAGGACGGUACUAAAGUUCUGCAAUUGGAUAUGAGUGGUAACAAGGAAUUUGGUUGCGGGAAACGUACAUCUGCUAGGAAAAAAUCUCAAGGGUUCAAGUUUUUGUGUUUGCAUUUUUGCUUUGUAAUGUUUUAUGUUUUGCAGUCUUGUUUUGUUGUGUGUUUCUUUAGCUAGUUUGUUGGUUUUUCCCGUACACUGUUUGCGAUUCUACUUCUUUUUUGUUCUUUUGUUUUUCAAUAAAAUUUUAAGCUUCGAGCUUCGGAAAAAAAGA
Molecule: messenger RNA, 1570 nt
Organism: Papaver somniferum (opium poppy)
Lineage: Eukaryota; Viridiplantae; Streptophyta; Magnoliopsida; Ranunculales; Papaveraceae
Product: probable 2-oxoglutarate-dependent dioxygenase ANS
Exons: 3
Coding region: 164-1273 (369 amino acids)
Source: RefSeq, a predicted model, not a curated record